This is a messenger RNA of Physcomitrium patens, 1997 nucleotides long. Its product is annotated as serine carboxypeptidase-like 50. The record is from RefSeq and is a predicted model, not a curated record. Lineage: Eukaryota; Viridiplantae; Streptophyta; Bryopsida; Funariales; Funariaceae. Gene Ontology annotation, molecular function: serine-type carboxypeptidase activity. Gene Ontology annotation, biological process: proteolysis.
ACCGAGGACAGAAGAGGAUUUCCGAGUUGGAAUGUCUACAUGCAGAUCGCAACAAGCUCCGCUUCGUUGGAAUUCUCUUGCUUUUUGUAGAAUUGUUGAGUUGACUGAGGUUUCAAUGUUGGGUUGUGAUGGCGAGUCCAAUAUUGCGGAAACGGGAUUGUCGUUGAUGCCAUUUUAUCAACUGAGCGCCGAACAGCUGGUACCGGUGAAAUUGUGAGGUAGGUUUUUGCUUGGGCGAGGUCGAGGAUUGCCGAUGGCGACAUCACUUGAAGGAUCAGCCAAGUGGGUCGUCUUGGUGGUGAUUCUGUUGCAAGCAUGCUUAGCUGCUUGUGAUUAUGAAAUGCCUUCAGAAGCUCUGCCUACGAGGUCUGGGUACCUUGACGUGAAUACCGCCACUGCAACCAGUCUAUUCUACGCUUAUUAUGAGGCGCUUGAGCCCUCGGACGAGCUUCUGAAAACCCCUGUCAUUCUCUGGUUACAGGGUGGUCCUGGAUGUUCGGGAUUGAUAGGAAAUUUUGGAGAAUUAGGUCCUUGGAGGGUAGCAGAGGACAUGAAGUUGGAAAAGAAUACAGCUCCUUGGAACCGGCGCUUUGGGCUGCUUUUUAUUGACAGUCCAGCAGGGUCGGGAUUCAGCAUAGCUCCAUCUCCUGACUCUAUUGUGACGAAUCAGUACCACGUAGCACGGGACCUGUUCCGCGCUCUUGAGCUCUUCUUCAGCGACCCUGACUACAAAUCGAGGCCUCUAUACAUCACAGGAGAGAGCUAUGGUGGAAAGUAUGUUCCCGCAUUGGGAUAUUAUGUUAUGGCCAAGUCCCGGCGGCUUUUGUUUAAGACGGAGCAACCGCCUUAUGAACUCCGGGGAAUAGCUAUUGGCAAUGGCCUCACGCAUCCUAUUGUACAGGUUCAAACGUAUGGGGCAACCGCUUACUAUAUGGGCUUAAUUGACAAGGAACAGCAGAAGGUUCUGGAUGGCCUAGCUAAAGAGUCGAAGGAACGUAUUUUGAAGAAGGAUUGGUUGGGAGCUGUAGCCGCAAGAAGCAAUCUCACGAGGAUACUUCGAGCAAUGAGUGGGUUGGCCACUUUGGAGGAUGUCAGGAAAUCUGUAGAUUAUUUUACAGAUGCAAAUGGCACGGAUUAUCUCACAGCAUUUGUCAACCUUGAGACCGUCAAAAAAGCACUUGGUGCGCACACGAAUAUUACGUGGACUCAAUGCAGCGAUCUUGUGGAUGAGAAGAUGCAGGUUGACAUCAUGAAGAGCACAAAGUGGAUGUUAGAGGCCUUACUUCCUCAGCUCCCGGUGCUCUUGUAUCAAGGCCAGUGGGACAUCCAGGAUGGUGUGGCGUCGAGUGAAGCAUGGAUGCGUACGAUUGCGUGGAGAAGCUCCGCUGCCUUCUGGGCUUCUGAGAGGAAACUGUGGAAGGAGGAAGGGAAGCUCGCUGGUUAUAUCCGAACUCUUGAAAAUCUUAGCCAUGUGGUGGUGGCUGGAGCCGGUCAUUUGGCUCCAAGCGACCAGAAUUUACGCACACAGCGGAUGAUUGAAGCAUGGAUAGAUGGAAAGCUAGAGCUUCUAUAGAUAACCCCCCUGUCGAUCUACUGGAAACCAUCGUUGAUUAGCAGCCUUUUCUCUGUCACGUUCGAAUUUCGUUUGUGUUCUGUAGAUAUUGCUUGUAGGCCACCGAGCAGAUAGUAGUGCUGCAUUUCCAAUCUCCGGCUGAUGUGGAGAUCUGUUGCGGUGUAUGCUUGUAACAUUGUAGCAUUGGCACACCGUAAACCCUGAAGCUGGCUCCAUUUUGUACAUGAAACUUGGUGAACUAUAACUGCUGACAUGCUGCUCGCUCAUGAGGAAGGUGAGGGGAUCCUUGGGGUUCCCAGAGUUUGGCGUUGAUGGUAGGGCAGCUUACAAUUUUGUUGAAGCCCUCACCGGUAUCUACCGGAAACUGCAUGGUUGGGAAUAUACUCUUACAAAGCAGGAGAAUAGUCUUCCCUGCACUUGGUAA